This is a messenger RNA of Cotesia glomerata, 1556 nucleotides long. It is a transcript of the gene Cdc10, whose product is annotated as cyclin-dependent kinase 10. Gene Ontology annotation, molecular function: cyclin-dependent protein serine/threonine kinase activity; ATP binding. The record is from RefSeq and is a predicted model, not a curated record. The transcript has 6 exons. Lineage: Eukaryota; Metazoa; Arthropoda; Insecta; Hymenoptera; Braconidae. Gene Ontology annotation, biological process: regulation of mitotic cell cycle; protein phosphorylation. The coding region runs from base 143 to 1378 and encodes 411 amino acids. Gene Ontology annotation, cellular component: nucleus.
CUUUUUUUUCAAUACAAAAAUAAUAAUCGCGUCUCCAGUAUUUUUAUAAACAAGAAUUUAUUUUUAUCAAUUGACUGUCAAAUCAACUUCCGAUAGUUUAAUAGUGUUGUAAUAAGUUAAUAUAAUAAUUAUUUAUUGCGAAAUGGUUGCAAAAGACGAGAAUAUUGGUAAGCAGUUGGACCAAAAUGAUGUUGAUAAAAAAGGAUCAAGCAUCGAGAUGGGGUCAGAUCCGUCAGCUCCUAUAACUCGCCGAGGUAUCUUGACCUCUUUGCUGACUGGAAAACCGAUGGAAAUACCCGAGCAAGACAUUUUAGGAAAAUGCCGAUUUGUAUCAGAGUUCGAAAAAUUAAAUCGAAUCGGUGAAGGCACUUACGGAAUAGUUUACCGAGCACGAGAUACUAAAACCGACAAAGUUGUGGCUCUAAAAAAAGUAAGAAUGGAGCACGAAAAAGAUGGCUUGCCGGUCAGCGGGUUGAGAGAAAUAAGUGUCCUCUUAUCUUGUCGGCAUGAAAAUAUCGUCCAGUUAAAAGAAGUUGUAGUUGGUAAAAGUUUAGAGAGUAUAUUCUUAGUAAUGGAGUACUGCGAACAAGAUUUAGCUAGUCUUUUAGAUAAUAUGCAAGCGCCCUUUUCUGAAAGUCAAGUAAAGUGCAUUGUGUUACAAGUAUUAAAAGGCUUACGAUACCUUCAUCAUAAUUUUAUAGUGCAUAGAGAUUUAAAAGUAUCUAAUUUACUUAUGACCGACAAAGGUUGUGUAAAAAUCGCUGAUUUUGGUCUUGCGAGGUGGUUUGGUCUACCUUUAAAACCUAUGACGCCUAGAGUUGUAACUCUCUGGUACAGAGCACCUGAAUUACUUCUUCAAGCCAAGACACAAACCACUUCUGUUGAUAUGUGGGCAGCUGGUUGUAUUUUAGGUGAAUUACUUGGACACAAACCACUCUUGCCAGGAAGAUCGGAGAUAGCGCAAUUAGAAUUGAUAGUCGAUUUACUCGGUACACCGAGCGAGGCCAUUUGGCCAGAAUUCAACUCACUGCCAGCUUUACAAAACUUUACACUCAAGCAGCAACCAUACAAUAAUCUGAAGCAAAGAUUUCCUUGGCUCAGUGCAGCUGGUCUUAGGUUAUUGAACUUUCUUUUCAUGUACGACCCCAAGAAACGCGCUACUGCUGAAGAGUGCUUGCAAAGUAGUUACUUCAAAGAAGCUCCUCUGCCUUGUGAUCCAAAAUUGAUGCCGACAUUCCCUCAGCACAGAAACAUGAAGAAAUCGAGUCAACCUAGAGAUGUUCGUGAACCAGAACCUCCUGUUAGCGAUCAGACUAAUAAUUUACCAGCUAUAUCUGAUUUAUUAGGAUCAUUGGUAAAGAAGAGACGCGUAGAAUAAUCAUCAGUAAUUUAUAUCAAAAGAGAACGGAAUUAAUAAAUAAUAUUAUCAUUAAAUUUUUUUAACUCGCAAUAACGAUUUUCAGUGUAACAAUUAAUGAUUUUUUUUUAUUUUAAUAUUAAACACGUUUUUCGAUAACUACAAUUACAUAAAAAUAAAUUCUUAUCUUAAUAAUUAA